GCACAAUGUCUGAAAUUCAGCACAUCUCGACUCCCAAGGCAGCUCAGCCCGUUGCGCCAUACUCCCAAGCCAUCAAAGCCGGGGGCCUUGUCUUCGUCUCUGGCCAAAUCCCAGCCGCGCCAGAUGGAAGCCUGGUUGAGGGCAGCAUUGCCGACAAGACAACAGUGUGCUGCGAAGGUCUCAAGAACAUCCUCGAGGCGGCGGGAUCUUCGAUUUCAAAGGUUACUAAGGUCACUGUGUUCAUUACGUCCAUGGAGAACUUUGCUGAGAUGAACUCGGUGUACGAGAAGUACUUUGGACAGCACAAGCCGGCUCGUUCAUGCGUCGCCGUCAAGGAGCUGCCAAAGGGUGUGCCUGUCGAGCUUGAGUGCAUCGCUCUAGCUUGAAAAUGAAGAAGUGAACGGUGUAGAGAAAAUGGUUUAGAAGUCUUCAAUUGCUGGAUAUGCUACAACACAGUAAAAGACUGUGGAUACAAAAGCCACAACAAGCAACCCAACCCAUGUACUGGCAUCGCUGCUAUCGUAGCGCCGUAUAUACAGAUUCCAUGCAAAUGCGAAUCACUGUCGUCUUUCAAAAAUGAAUGCUUCCAAAAAAAUGCCAUUCCCCUUUAGCAGAUAUCCGCUGCUACCCAAUGCAGAAGGCCAGAUCGCAUAUAUCGUGAAGCGAAUGAAAUGAACUUGGGGGGUAUCAUUUUGAGUCCCAGAGACCAGGCGAGAAAGUAAGAGCGAGCGUCCCGGGUAUCAUCGAAGAAAAACGCGCAAGAAAUCAGCAAAACCCCCCUCUAUAAAAAAUGCAAUGCAGCCGUUCGAACCAUGCAAUGUCGAAAGCAGAAAACACCGUCCGUGAAUUUUCGUAUCAAGAGAAGAGCCAGAACCAAAAGCAGGCUUGUUGAUCAAGCGCGAAUCGAUCGCGCGGGUUGCGGCAGUCCAUCCUCCCGACCAUAUAGUCAUGAGAGAGGCAUGAAUGCGAACUGUACAGGCCCAUCUAUGGGGCUGGAGAAUUGUGAAAUGGAAGCAGAUGUGAGUCCGGCUGUCGUUGGAUGCGUCGUCGUAGCUGUGGCUUCGAGUUCCUGCCAUUUGCGCGCGGCAUGGCGUGCAGGCCAGCGUUCUUGAAUGCCG
Pseudocercospora fijiensis CIRAD86 is the source of this 1118-nucleotide messenger RNA. RefSeq lists its product as uncharacterized. Bases 6 to 386 code for a protein of 126 amino acids. Gene Ontology annotation, molecular function: deaminase activity. The record is from RefSeq and is a predicted model, not a curated record. The transcript is spliced from 5 exons. Gene Ontology annotation, cellular component: mitochondrion; cytosol. NCBI's taxonomy places the organism in Eukaryota, Fungi, Ascomycota, Dothideomycetes, Mycosphaerellales, Mycosphaerellaceae.